AAAGAAAAUUCAGACAAACUCUUGAACAUUUUGCUACAUAGUAGUUGGUCAUCUCAGGAAUUUUUUGACUUAUAAAUAGUAAUAUAAUCGAUCUGUUUGAAAGCCGAGUGUUAACUUAUUUCCUCUCCUCUCCUCUCCUCUCUGGCUUCUAUGUAUACAAUGAGGAAUAAACCUUUCAUUGCAGCCAUUUUGCUGCUACUUCGGCUUUUGUGUAGCCUACAACAUAUGGGUGCACAAUCCAUAGGUGUGUGCUAUGGAGGAAGUGGCAAUGCAGACAACCUACCACCUGAGUCGGAAGCUGUAAGUCUCUGCAAAACACAAAGCAUUGGCAAGAUGCGCAUUUACUCUCCAUAUCCAGAAAUUCUCGAACCCCUUAGAGAUUCCAACAUAGAACUCAUCGUUGGCGUCCCUAAUGACAGCCUUAAAGACCUUGCCGACCCUUCAGCUGCAGUUGAUUGGGUCCAGAGGAACAUUAAAGACUAUUCUUCCAAUGUCAAGUUCAAGUAUAUUGCCGUUGGAAACGAAGUGAAUCCAAUUGGUGCAGCAGCUCGGUUUGUUCUUCCAGCAAUGCAAAACGUUUAUAAAGCAAUUGCAGAUGCUGGUCUACAAAACCAGAUCAAGGUCUCAACCGCGGUGGACACAAACUUGUUGGGUGUUUUUGAUCCUCCAUCGGCAGCUGCUUUCAGUGCCAAUGCAGGGCCAUUCAUGGAGCCAAUCAUUGGUUUCCUGGUUAGCACUGGAGCGCCACUUCUUGCUAACAUCUACCCUUAUUUCAGAGUAAAAUACAACAACCAACCAGUCCCCUAUGCCUUAUUUAGUGCAACGGAUGUUGUUGUACAAGAUGGCAAACUAGAGUACCGAAAUCUCUUUGAUGCCUUGAUGGACGCUUUGUAUUCUGCUAUUGAGAAAACAAAUGGAAGAAGUUUGGACAUUGUGGUGUCAGAGAGUGGUUGGCCAUCUGCUGGAGGUGCUGUGGAAACCAUUGAGAAUGCAGGCACUUAUUAUAGGAAUUUGGUUAAUCAUGUGAAAGGAGGGACUCCGAAAAGGCCCGGAAUGGCCAUAGAAACUUAUUUGUUUGGCUUGUUUGAUGAGAACUUGAAAGAAGAGGAAAUUGAAAAACAUUUUGGUCUAUUCUAUCCUAAUAAACAGGCCAAGUAUGGUAUUAGUUUCAAUUGAAAGUGAGACAAUGGAGUGUGGUAAAAGUCUCUUGAAACCACUAUUAUAAAUAAGAGUGGUUUAAGGCCAAGUCGCCUUCUGCUGCAUCAUGUAUGAAAUAGUAUAAAAGAGGGCUUACAUGUUAUAGUUUCCAUACAAUAUCUUUCCCCUAUGUUUCCCUUCCCAAUAAUUCUGAGUAAUGAGGAUUUUAUACUCCAUUAAUUUUGCUGCAAAUUGUAAGCCAAGUUCAUGAGUACUGGGGUGGCGCGC
Messenger RNA from Juglans regia (Persian walnut), 1425 nucleotides. Its product is annotated as glucan endo-1,3-beta-glucosidase-like. The coding region runs from base 151 to 1176 and encodes 341 amino acids. The transcript has 2 exons. Gene Ontology annotation, cellular component: plasma membrane. Gene Ontology annotation, molecular function: hydrolase activity, hydrolyzing O-glycosyl compounds. NCBI's taxonomy places the organism in Eukaryota, Viridiplantae, Streptophyta, Magnoliopsida, Fagales, Juglandaceae. The record is from RefSeq and is a predicted model, not a curated record. Gene Ontology annotation, biological process: carbohydrate metabolic process.